AUGGACCUGUAGAUCAUCGACCUAAGCGUUUCUCCUGUUGCAAUGAAAACUGCAUUGCAAAAUAUACUAGCACAUCGACGUGCUUUUAAUAGAUUUCGCACUGCACAGUCCCCCCUGUAUCGUUAGUGAAGUGUCAUCAGUCAUCAGGCUAGGAAGGUAGAUGUUGUAAGAUCGAAACCGGUAUACGAGUAAUCGAAGUCAUUUUUUUUGUUCGAUCGUUAAUUAACACACAAAGCCUAAUUAAAACUAACGAUUAAACGACGUUCUCGUUGCAACUGUAAUAGGUGUCGAUGCUAAAUAAAAAAUGACUUAAGGAUAUUUGUAAAAUUAAAAUUUUUUUUUAUACGGUGCUUUCUAAUAAACGUUUCUCCGAAAGCGAGAAAUGCCUAUCGAUAUGAAUAUUUUAAUAUAAAUGAGUAUUUGAUUAAUCGACUAAUUGCAAAGAAUCAAUCUAAUCUAUUCAUUAUUGGUGACAGUCUUUGAGUCUGGAGUGAAAAGCAAGUGCCGUUCAUUGUUCAUUCAUGAAACAAUGUCAGCCAUAAGCGACCUUCUUGUAGUAACGUCAUCGGAAUCAUGAGACUUAUAUCAAUUAAUUGUGGCUGAGAGUUGAUUAUGUAAAUACAGACAUUAUGCAAAUAUAUGCAGGUGAAGCAGCAGAAACACUUACGCGAUGUCGCCGAGGUCCAGAAGGUCGACAUUUCCGUUUCCGGGCGUCCCAGGAAGGGCGGCCGACGGAAGCGGCUUGUCCGCGCCCAAGUCGUGAGGAUGCUCUCGCAGAAGCAGCCGGAAGUCACUUCCGGCGGUUCCGGAACGGAUGCCGGUUCUGUCCCUACUCCAACAACUUCAGGCGGUGCUGUCACUCCAGGAAGCUACACCAACGGCGAGGGCUCCAAGGAGUUUCUCUCGACCGGCAGAACGGGACGCAGAAAUGCUCUGCCUGACAUCCUUGGACAACACGCCGAUACCGGAACUGCGGAUUUACCUUCGCGACUGGAGGCACUUACCACCGAGACCAAACACGAUCAACCCAGCACCAGUGGAUUGCGUCAAGAGGACCCUUCAAGCUCGCAGCGCACCGGAUGAGAGUGUCAAGAGGAAGAGACCUUAUUUGGACUCUCCAGAAUACAUGCGAGAUGGAUCCCUGAUCUCAUGGACACGCGAAUCAUCUUCAUCGGCUGGCCUGAAGAUUUUUCAUGCUGAUCCAACUUGACAACUGUGCUAUACAUGCAGGAUAUGAUACUUGGUGGAAACACUUAUUGUCGAUGAUAUUUUGCUAAGGGAUGAUCUCUGUUAAGAUACACUUUGUCUAUUAGUCGUCUCUUUGACGGGUAGAUCGACCCAGUUGCGUACAAGGUCCGCGUGGCAGCACAGUAUUACUAUUUGACUACUAUAGGGGCGUAGAAUUUAUUUAUGGAGUCACGAGAGCUUUUCUGCGGGUAUGUACUUUUCUAGACGACCGGUAAGAAUUUCUUGAGGGGUCGGUAUCGAGGAAUUUAUUCUUUUGAUUGUACAUGGGAGGCCUCACGAGCCUUUGUAUUAGGUUAAGGACACUUGUAUAUUAAUACAGAUGUACAAUAUUCGUAAAUAUUCGUCGGGCAGUGUGAUGAAAGUAGACAUUUAUACGGGAUACGAGGGGAGUAGGAAGAAGGAGUCGAAGGGAAGACAUAUACGUUGAGAUAAUUUAUAUACAGCGUACUACGUGAAAUGUACAUAUUAACGUAACAACUGAUAAGGGAUGUCUCAUGAUGGCCUAAAAUCGCGCCUAACUAUUAAGAGCGAGUGGGAAUGCUGACUUUUUUUUACAUCGAGAUUAGACGUAACGAUAAGACUAGUUAUAUUUGAGAUACUACUUGCAGGAGAAUAUUUAGAUUAAUCAAUGACGAUCGAUACCUGUUCGUCUAUUGAUUCUUAAAAGGAAACUUGGACCUGUAUGUGUAUCAGCAAUGCGCGUAGUAAGGCGUAUCUUAUUAUUUGUAUUGUCAUAUUUCUAACGUCAGGUACAAACGGCCGAAUCUCAUAUGCGACACCGAUUAUUAAGAAACUCUCGGUGAUCUUGUACAUCCGACAUUCUAGUCAAUUUGGACCAGUGUUACGUCGAGCCAGAGGGAGAGAAUGAUCCAUACGAAACUUCUUGUUCGACUUUACUUCAAUAUUAUACGUAUCUCCUUUGUGCGACAUUGCGACUCCGAUUAGGAGCGUUUUAUGUGAUUAAUAAAAAAUGGAAUAUGAGUCUUAACAUUAAUGCGUUUAGUUUCACUUUAUAGUUUUAUGCCUGUAAUCAGAUAUCAAUGUGGAUUUGAGGAAAAGAGUUGGUACAAAUGAACCUUUGGUCUUUCAAAUGGGUCGUAAUAAUUCCUGAAUAAAUUUCCUACAGCCUUAUUCAUUACUGCACAAUGACCUACAAGAGUGUCAAUCGUUCACUGUUCGUGUGGAGAACACUGUUUCAUAAUACAUGACUAUAUCUGAAUUCCUCUAUAAAUACAAAUAAACAUAUCUUACGUUCACUA
This is a messenger RNA of Cephus cinctus (wheat stem sawfly), 2507 nucleotides long. RefSeq lists its product as uncharacterized. The transcript is spliced from 4 exons. Gene Ontology annotation, biological process: negative regulation of cAMP-dependent protein kinase activity. The coding region runs from base 640 to 1083 and encodes 147 amino acids. Gene Ontology annotation, cellular component: cytoplasm; nucleus. Gene Ontology annotation, molecular function: cAMP-dependent protein kinase inhibitor activity. NCBI's taxonomy places the organism in Eukaryota, Metazoa, Arthropoda, Insecta, Hymenoptera, Cephidae. The record is from RefSeq and is a predicted model, not a curated record.